AUGCACGGACUCGCCGGUUGUCGACCAUUGGAAGAUAAGACUCAGGAGUUGGCCAGGACAAGACGUGACCGUCCUAAGCCAACACCGCAGAACCGCAGUGUAUUCCACCAACUUGUCCAAUUAGUCUUAACCCAUGUUUUCCCCUUGGCGUUCGACCAAGACCUCCUCUCUCCAUUUGCCCUGGUAAUCAAUCAAAGAACUUCUACAUUGGUUGCAACUGUCAUUCUUUCUUACCUCACGAGAAACCAAUCACCGUCAGUAAAAGACUUCCAUCUGUCUGUCACAGUUCACAACUGUAAUAUGAUUAGAGGCAAUAGGAAUUAUUGCCUACCGUUUCACCAAUAG
Nezara viridula (southern green stink bug) is the source of this 345-nucleotide messenger RNA. Lineage: Eukaryota; Metazoa; Arthropoda; Insecta; Hemiptera; Pentatomidae. The record is from the annotation of a GenBank genome assembly.